GUGAGAGAGGGAGCGCAGAGUAAAGCUAGGGUGAGGAGAUUGGACCUGGGAGGUGCACGGCCCCUAGUUAUAAGCUGUGGGAGUGGGAGUGCACUGCACUUAACUCUCAGCCAAGCCGACUAGAAUAGUCUGCCUGCCUGUACUGCCUACCUGCCUGCCUGUACUGCCUACCUGCCUGCAUGUACUGCUUCUCUCUCUAUUCUCUCUCUCGCUCGCUCUCUCUCUCUCUCUCUCCUUCCCUCCUACUUUCCACCCCGGAGUGUGAGAGCGCUGAGAUUCAGAAGGUGCGUCUCAGAUCCACUUUUAGUCAGCCUGAAGACGGCAUAGACGUUUUCCCCUCCUCUCUCGCUCUCACUCUGUCCCUCUCUCAGAGUCUCUCUCUCUCACUCGCUCAUUUUCUGCAGAAGCACAUGGACUAAAUUUCCUCCAGAGAGACAGAGAAAGAACCAAAAGAAAAAUACAAUUUGUUCCACCUGCAGUUGGUGAAAAUAUUCAUUUUUUUCUGUUGUUGUUGUAGUCCACCCUCCCUUCCUCUGCACAUGUAAACUAACUCAGCUUUAAAACCAGAGGCAUUUCUACGUUUUUAUUUAUUUUUUAUUCCUUUUUUUGUUGUUGAUAUUGACUGAUCUGAUACCCAAUUUCUCCGGGAGACAUGCGUGGCUGAAGGAGGAGAGGAGCCAGAGGACCCACCUGAAAUUACCACCUCACUGACACCCACACACAUCACAUUCCUCCAUCUAACCUUCAACGCUCGGUGGAGAGAAACGCAAGUUGUUAGUGGCUGAGCCUGGAGCCUGGGAGCCUAAUGACCAUGCUGUUGGCUCCUGUCUGUGUGCUUCUGCUGCUGGGAGGCCGUGUCUUUGGGGGAGGCUACCCCCCCAUGCCCCAGAUGAAGUACAUGCAGCCCAUGAUGAAGGGCCCCGUGGGACCCCCCUUCCGAGAGGGCAAGGGACAGUACCUCGACAUGCCACCCAUGAUGGACGUAAAAGGCGAGCCAGGGCCACAAGGAAAACCUGGACCCAGAGGCCCAUCUGGUCCAUCAGGACUUCCGGGAAAACCAGGACUGGGAAAACCGGGUUUCAAUGGCCAGCCUGGCCCUCAAGGGCCUCCAGGCUUUCCCGGCAUUGGGAAGCCCGGACUUCCAGGUCUCCCAGGAAAGGGGGGCAUGAAGGGGAUGCCCGGGAAUAAUGGUGAGGUUGGGCUCAGGGGUGAACCAGGUCCGAGAGGACUUCCAGGUCAACCAGGUCUCCCCGGGCCAGCUGGCCUGUCUCUGAAUGGCAAACCGGGGCUUCCCGGUGGCAGGGGCCAACCUGGGUCUCGUGGAGAACCAGGACAGAAAGGUGGACCUGGAAAUCCCGGGGAGCGUGGAAUCAAUGGGGAGAAUGGCAAUGGGAAGCCAGGGAUACCAGGACCCAGGGGCCCCAUCGGGCUUAGGGGCCUACCAGGGCCAGCUGGUAACCCGGGUGUGGGCAAACCAGGACUGAACGGGCUUCUUGGUCCAUCUGGGCCUAAAGGGGAUCAGGGGCUCCCAGGAAGAAUAGGAGAGCCAGGUGAGGCCGGCAAUCCAGGGCUGCAAGGCCAGCCAGGACCCAUUGGAUUGGGCAAGCCUGGUAAUGAUGGAUUGCCUGGAGGAACAGGUCCACUUGGGCCUAAAGGUGAGCCAGGGCUGAGGGGUUCUCCAGGGUUUCCUGGAACUCCUGGCUAUGGCAAGCCUGGUCUUUCUGGGCUGAAAGGAGACACAGGCCUUUCCGGAGGACCAGGGGUACCUGGAGAUAAGGGUGAGCAAGGGAUUGAGGGGCAGCCAGGAGACAUGGGUCCAGACGGACACCCAGGACCACCAGGAUUACAGGGCCCCAUGGGGCUCCCGGGAAAACACGGCAUGCCCGGCCUGAAGGGAGAGUUGGGUCCCCAGGGUCAUCCAGGUCUUCCAGGGUUCAGAGGGGAUCAGGGUCCCGGUGGUCUGUCUGGAAAACCUGGCAUUCCUGGAGACAAAGGCCCGCCGGGUCCUAAUGGGGCUAUCGGAAAACCAGGGCCCAAAGGUGAGGCAGGGCAUAUAGGCCUGCCAGGAAAUCCAGGUCUUUUAGGCAAUCCUGGACCAAAAGGGGAGUUUGGGUUUGUUGGGUCUCCAGGACCAAGAGGCCAGUCUGGUAUCCCUGGUCUUCAGGGACCUUCAGGGCCAAUGGGGCCACAGGGUAUCCCAGGUCUGAAGGGCGAAUCUGGGCUGCCUGGUCUUCCAGGACUGGGCAUGCUUGGAGAAAAGGGAGUUCCUGGUCCUCAAGGUCCCCAAGGAAAACCAGGCAACUCUGGGCUUAACGGCAACCCAGGCCCACCUGGGCCACCCGGGCCCCCUGGCCCUGCAGGAAAUGGCCAAACCAUCGUGGCUGGGCCAACGGAUUCAGAGUUGGGCGGAGGCGAGGUACCAAACGGGAGGAACCCAAAACCACAGUUUGGCCGUGCAGAGCUCUCUGCCUCCCUGGCACCAGCAUUUACUGCCAUCCUUACCACACCCUUCCCUCCCUCCGGGAUGCCCAUCAAGUUCGACAGGACCCUGUACAACGGGCAGAAUGCCUACAACCCUGCCACCGGUAUCUUCACCAGCCCCAUGUCUGGUGUCUACUACUUUGCCUACCACAUGCACGUAAAAGGACUCAAUCUGUGGGUGGCGCUGUACAAAAACAAUGUUCCCGCCACAUACACCUACGACGAGUACAAGAAGGGCUACAUGGACCAGGCGUCUGGUAGCGCCGUCCUUGAGCUGAAGGAGAACGACCAGGUGUGGAUGCAGAUGCCCUCGGACCAGGCUAACGGGCUCUACUCCACCGAAUACAUCCACUCGUCCUUCUCAGGGUUCCUGCUCUGUCCCACAUAACGCCUUGCUAGUCAACUAUCUCCUAGGGUAACCCCUAGUGUCCCUAUAUAAUAACACCUGCAGCCAUAACAGAAUAACACCACCUGUAGAAUGUUAUCAUCAACAACGACAGAAAAGACUCUGUGAACGAAAGACAGAAAGAGUUAAAUAACAGGAGAAGGAUACUUCAUGCUGUGCUCUGUGUUUUUAUCUCUUUCUUUCAAAUGUCAGUUUUUGGUUAUUUUUUUGGUUGUUGCUUAUAUUAUUAUAAUUAUUGUUAUUGUCAUAAUUGUAUUUUUAUUUUGCCGUUGGCGUCAAUAUUGCUGUUGUUUAUUGGAUUCAGACUUUUAAGUGCCUUACAUUGUAAUGCGUAAGUAACAGUUAUUAGACCUACCCAUGUGACUGCAUAUCCUACUCAAAUGCUCUGAUCAGUAGGAUGACAUCGUCGGACCCUGGGGCUCCGAUUGGUUCCCCUGGCUGCAGUCACUUCCUGCACAAAAACCUCCCAUUUCCUCCCGUGUGCGUGUCCUCCAUUUUAUGUCAAGAGCUUGCUUAUUUAAAUAAAUAUUUCACAUAAAGAUGUACCAUUACACAUACAGUAUGAACAGUGUAUUCAAUGAACAAAAUGUUCACAUUUAAAAAAAUGUAAAGACCAGCUAUAGGGAUCGAUGGAUCGUUGUUUAUCAGUAAGCUCUGAUGUUUUGACGGUCAACUUCCAGUUGUCUGUUGGGUGAUAAUUUCCUGGCUCUAUAAGAGGCUUGUGCUGAACGGAUUGGUGCUGAUAAUAGAAGCUGAUGGUUUUGGAUUGUGGCUAUUACUUGAUCAAAAAUAAGUCAUUGGUGUAUCCAACUGAUUCACACAAAUCUCUCUUUGACAAAGCAUCAAUAUACAAACCAGUAACCUAAAGAAUUAUAAAUAUAUAGGACACAUUAAAUAGACAACUGAAUAAAUCUAUAAAUAAAUGUGUAUGUUAAUCAUUAUAUUAAUAAAUAAAUGUGUCAGCUAAUGGACAGAAAUAAUAGGCCAAAUGCAUUAGGAUCAACGCCAUGCUUCCCUGCAUCGAUCCAUCCUGUGGCUAUUCCCAUUAAUCACGUGCACUGCAGAUCCCUUUAUUACAUGCUCUAUGCCACACAUACAGUAUACCAUUGACAUCACUGCUUCUUGUGUCCACUAACACCAAGGCUGUGACCGAGCAAUCAAUGCCCUGGGGCCCUUCACAUUAACAUUUAGAGUGAAUAUUCUGAGCGAAAGCUCAUGUGAAAAGCCUCAUUCCGUCUACAAACUACAAAUCUUUCAGAAUUUCACAGAUCGACAACUGGCUAGAGGCCAUCCAACCUGUUUCUACAGAAUAACCCUUUGAAGGUUCAGAUCCAACCAAAUGGGUGCAUAGGGUGCAGUUCAAAUGAUCUCCUACAUCUUACACAGCCCUCCCAGUAUAUGGUGCUAUGGUGUUGAACUCAUUGUGUUUAUACGCGUACAGUAACAAUUUCCAAUCCACCGUAAACAUCACCAUAACAAAGGUUAACCAUUGAUUUUCCAUCUUAAGUUACUGUACAUCGCCAACCAAAAUGGUUUACCCAUUGCUCAGUUUGAUGGAACAUCUGAUAUUGCCACAGGAUAUUCUUAGCUGAUGUCUUCUGACAGAGUAUGAAAGAGGGUGCACUUUCAGAAAUCAGAAUGCAUGGAUCUCCAAAUGAAUAAGUAAAGGGAGAGAGAGAGAGAGAGAGAGAGACAGAGAGAGAGAGAGAGGGAGAGGGAGAGGGAGAGGGGGAGAGAGAGAGAGAGAGAGAGAGAGAGAGAGAGAGGCCCGGUGGUUGUGAAAUCCUGAUUGUAUAACACUUAACAUGGCUCUGCUAUUCUGGAAGAAAUGGUGGGACAAAGGUGAGAAUUGUGUUUGCCAUGUGAGUUUUACUGGUGCUGUGUGGAAUGAGGCUGUGGGGUGCGACUGAUACAGCCGGAAACACUCACACGGUGGGUGUAUCUCUUCUCACUGUGUGUAUGUGUCUGUCUGUUUUACACACACACUCAACUCGCAUCCGUUACAACUUUACCUGGGUGAAUUAUGAACUUCAGAGACCAUGGACCAUGGAGAGUGUUUUCUGAGUCAUUUGGGAGCAUGCACUUCUAAUCAAUAUUCCACCAGUUUGAAUUGAAGAUUUGAUUCGGUUCAAAUAGGACGUGUGUGUCUUCAUGGCGAUUAAGUAAAUGGCCCUCAUAGCUUGGGAAAUGUCACAACAGAAGAGAGGAAUUCUGUUUGGUACAAUUAGUGGGCUACAUACCCACUGGCCACAGAUGUCAGUUCAACAUCUAGUUUUGAUUUACAUUUGGUUGAAUUGUCAACUAACGUUAAUUCAAAGUGAAACAAUGUUGAUUCAACCAGUUUUUUCCCAGUAUGCAAAGAUGAGAAACGUACAAUAGAGAUGCAGGAAAUGUAUGCAAAGUAAAAUGAUUAUAUUGUUGGAAAAAACAUGCUAGACUUUUAAAACAAGGAGUUAUUGACUAACACUGGGCAGGUUACAAAUCAUGAAGGUAUUUUUGUGCAUUAAUUCUGUGAAUUUGGUCAGCAAACUGAUAGUAGACAUGGGAGAAUCCGGGACGGAAUGAACGGGACAAUACCUAUCUUAAAGUCCUUCAUCUUCCAGAAACCUUGGGCUCAAGGUUAUAUCAUACAGUAUAUCACACUUCCUUAUUGUAAAUUCAAUGUAGGGAUAUCAUAUUGUAUGUUUCAAGAUUUAGAGAUAUUAAACACUUUUAUAAAUGGUGGGAAUACAAAGUUUAGACUCCUCUGAUGAUAUUCAUGGUGAAAUUAGCAGAAUGUUUAGUCGCACCCAUCUCUUUUCCUUUGUCUAGAUUUUGAGAUCUGCAACAGUACAACUUGUUUAGUAUUAAUUUGAACUUAUCAACACGAAUUGGAGUAUUUAGAGUACUAAAUAGGUAGAAAACACUUAACAGAAAAAGGCUAUGUCAAUAACUAAAUUUGGACAAAAAUGCAGAUAGAAGCUCUCAAAUACCCAAGAGUUCACCCUUUAUUCAGUCUAGAACCUGAGGCCAAUAUUAAAUCAAAAUGGGUAUGCAGUCCCCCUCAAAAAAAAUAAAAAAAUAACAUCAUGCAUGCUGGAUUAUCGCUACAAUUUUCUGCAUAUUAGACUAAUCAAAACAUACUGUAUUGCUGUGCCUGAAUAAUUGUUCUGGACAUCCUGGAGAAAUGGUCAUCACUUUUGACUGAGUAGAACCUUGAGUCUCACAAUCAGUAUUUUAAAUGUAUGUAGGUCUAAUGGAGGCACUUUCACUGGUCUGUUUGUGGCCCCUUUUCUCUCAUCAUUAUCUGAACAUAACUAAAGCAAAGUCUAUGUGUCAUUAUUGUUGUGUGAGUCCACCAGACAAUUUAAGGCUUGUUUUGGUUAUGUACUGUAUGUUGCCUUUUAUUGCCUCAUUCUUUCAGACAUUUGGAAUGCUGUUUUGGAAUGGAGUGGCUAGACUAUAACUCUCCUUUUUUAUAUUCUUUGUCAUAGACAAUGUCACUUGGUUGCAGAGUUUGCAGUGCGUGUGCAAAAACAUUUUUCUCCCAAUGUACUGCCUUGAUUACAAACUGACUUGUUUUCUAUUCAAUGAUUAAAAAAAAAUUAAAAAAAUAGUUUCUACUUUAAUAAGCCUUUGCUUCGGUUUUAAGGGAUAUUUGUUUGUUAUAGUUUGGAGAUAGAUACAAACGGUCAUUCCCAUUUGCACAUGACAUUAAUGAAGAUGUAUUUAUACAUUUGUUAUAAUUUAACAGGAAUGCCAAAACCGACCACCGAAGCAUGGUAGAAAUGGUAUGUAACAGCAUUGAAUGAGUUAAAAGCAUUUAGAACAUGAAGUCAGCAUUCUAGCAUUUGUUCGUGAAGGAUUUUUUUGUGAUUUUUUGUUCAUUUGUUGUGUAAUGUACAAUGUAUCAACCUAUAGGAUUAUUUGUCUUGUACAUGGCUAUUGUGUGCACUCUAUGCAAUAGAACUUGGGUAUAAAAUGCACUCUUCUAGCUAGAUUGUUUUGGUCUGCUUAUACAAAAUGUACAGUACUUGAUUGUAUUGAUACCACAUCAAUAAAUACUUUCUUGUA
Molecule: messenger RNA, 6940 nt
Organism: Oncorhynchus masou masou (cherry salmon)
Lineage: Eukaryota; Metazoa; Chordata; Actinopteri; Salmoniformes; Salmonidae
Product: collagen alpha-2(VIII) chain-like
Exons: 3
Coding region: 806-2869 (687 amino acids)
Molecular function (GO): protein binding
Source: RefSeq, a predicted model, not a curated record